CCCUUCGCGCGGCCUGACUUCAUCAUUAUCGCGCGGUCGUUCCUCCUCAGGUGUAUGUUUGAUGAAGCCCGUGUUUAGAGGGUACACAGCGCCGGUGUGAUGGUGUCCACAGGGUGACUAGGUGAGAGGUGACCCCGGGCGUGCGUCGCGGGGGCGUGCCGUGACGUCACGGAGGAAGGCUGUGAUCUGAACGUCCGAGAUUACAGUAACAGUCCAGACCAGACUAAGAGCUCAGAAAGUCUCCGCGAGUGACCCCCGACGCGUGACCAGGGCAGUAAACGCUCUCAACCUUGACUGACCUCAUACACGCUCGCUUCAGUCCCCUGCACGGCAGAUUAACGGUCAGGAUCGCCGCUCGCUUCCACGGUGGCUGCGUCAAGAGAGCUCGGUCGUGGAGCGGGAUCGCGUCACGUAUUCCGGCGUGCAUAUAACCGUGACAGUCGCGCGGACAGAUCCGUAGAGCUCGCGUGGAUCCAUCGCGCCGCAGGGGUUCCUCAGAGACCGUCUCUCACAUGAUGUACACAAUAACCAGAGGUCCCAGCAAACUCGUGACACAACGGAGAACAGGCCCCACGCAGCAGAUUGAGAGCAAAGCGAACGACCUGAAACAGAAGCAGAGCCACUGGCUUGUGUCGGACUCACCAGCACCUAAGAUAGUAUUUCACCGGCUGAACGGAAAGCGGUUCCACAGACCAAGCUCUCCAAAAGCUGAAAACACUACUGAGGGAUUCACCCCAGCACACGAGGAAAAUGUUCGGUUUGUUUAUGAGGCUUGGCAGGAGGUGGAACAGAAGCUCGGAGAGGGAUCCCAGCCGGAGAACGGGAAAGGCCCGGUGCAGUACGCAGAGAGAAGCCCCAAUCCCGGCAUGAAGAAUUUUGUGCCUAUUGAUCUCGAGGAGUGGUGGGCCCAGCGUUUCCUGGCCAACAUUGCCAACCUGUCAUGACAGGUGCAUGAUGGGGCAUGAGGAGAUGUGGCUGACCGGUCCAGACUGAGGCAGUCCUGAUGAGCUCAGGUGAUCAUGCGAGAGAUGUGCACACUUCCUGUGGAACUGUUUGCCCAGCCGGACCCAGACUCUCUCUCAUGCACACGGAAGAUGAACAGAUUUUUCUUCUGCUUUUCUUUCUUUGUUAGAAUGUGAGAUGUCUGUUUUUCUGGGCAGAUCUUUGCAAAAAAGUGAUGUUAUAAAACAAAACAAAAAAAAGUCCAGUAAAAGUUUUUUUCAAGA
This is a messenger RNA of Cyprinus carpio (common carp), 1226 nucleotides long. RefSeq names its product MAPK regulated corepressor interacting protein 2. Lineage: Eukaryota; Metazoa; Chordata; Actinopteri; Cypriniformes; Cyprinidae. The record is from RefSeq and is a predicted model, not a curated record.